This is a messenger RNA of Sclerotinia borealis F-4128, 888 nucleotides long. The record is from the annotation of a GenBank genome assembly. Lineage: Eukaryota; Fungi; Ascomycota; Leotiomycetes; Helotiales; Sclerotiniaceae.
AUGACUUCGGAAGGAUGUGAGGAUGCAAUAAAAGAAGCAGAGCCUAUCGGAAAUGCUACUGCUACUCCAGCUUCUUCUAUAUCUACUGACAAAUCCCCCAGGCCAAACGCAUUUGCCGCACUGAUGUCAAACUCGCGUUCUAAACGUCCCAUCUCAUCUUCAACAUCCCCUCCUCCCCCGAAAAAGAUUGAGACUUCAACCUCUUUCUUGCUUGGCCGUGCGGGCCUGGGGGUUUACCUGUCGAAUCCAUCAUCGCACCCUUCCUCACGCGUCAUCUACCAUACCCAUUCAUUCGUAGCAAUUCAUGAUCUAUAUCCCAAAUCCUCGGUACACACAUUACUUAUUCCUCGAGAUGAUAAAUGGAGUGGUAUGCACCCCAUUACCGCAUUGUCCAAACCCGAAUUUCUCGAAAUGGUCAGACCGGAAGUGGAAAAGUUAAAAGGGAUAGUUGCAUCAGAGUUACGUCGGAGAUACGGAUCAGGCUCAGCACAAGAUAUCCAAAGGGAAAGAAUAUUGAAUGGAGAAGUCGAUCUGGAUGAUGAUGCUGAAAUGCCAGAAGGUAGAGAUUGGGAGAAGGAGGUUAUGGUUGGAGUGCACAUGCAUCCAUCCAUGGAUCAUCUUCAUAUUCAUGUCCUAUCCGUGGAUCGUCAUUCUUCAAGUAUGAAGAAGCGGAAACAUUACAACUCGUUUGCUACACCAUUCUUCGUUAAUUUAUCGGAAUUUCCCCUAUCGAAGGAGAGGCAAGAAGCCCUGGAUAGAAAAGGUCAGGGUAAGGCAUGGCUAGAGGACGAUAUGAAAUGCUGGUAUUGUGGUAUACAUUUUGGGAAUAAAUUUGCUAGGUUGAAGGAGCAUUUAGGGUUGGAGUUUAAUGAAUGGAAAGGAAAAUAG